Scomber japonicus (chub mackerel) is the source of this 1695-nucleotide messenger RNA. RefSeq lists its product as uncharacterized. The record is from RefSeq and is a predicted model, not a curated record. Bases 1 to 1695 code for a protein of 564 amino acids. NCBI's taxonomy places the organism in Eukaryota, Metazoa, Chordata, Actinopteri, Scombriformes, Scombridae. The transcript has 4 exons.
AUGACAGUGAUGUUGAGCAAAAACGAGCCCAUCUUGUUUGAAGUACCAGACAGUGCCUUUAGUUUUCAACACUGCCUGUCUGACACACAGUGGGAUAAAACAUUGGCUUUGUCACACCACCAGUGUGGUGGGAAUGUCAACCUGUACCAGGAGGCCGCUGGUCACAUCCAUCUCACCCCACCAGAACUUUUUACUCACACCAACAGGCUCGACCCAGUGAACCACCAGACUGACAGAACCCUGCCAGUUUCAAUUUGCACUUGGAUGUUUGAUAUACCUUUGGGUCGCACGGUACUUUUAAAGUUAGUGUCGUUGGAAAUUGGUUCAAGCAUAUCAGUGCGCUGUGUUUGGAAUGAGGAAGAUCAGGUCUUGGAAAGCGGGGGGACUGCCCUGCUCUCAGGCUGUAACACAAACAAAGCCACCCUCACUUGGACAGGAACAGGACACUCUUCAAAUGCAGUUCAGCUGUCCUAUUAUGUUCAGGAAGAUGUGAGGAAUUCCUUGGAGGACCAGACCAACCCACAUUCAGAUCAAGACCUUGUACGCUGGUCUCAGACAGGAACCAGCUUUACAAGUGCUGCUCCUGUUGACCAAGAGAUGGUGAGAGGGACAGAAUGGGGCAGAGGUCGCCUUAACGAAGGUCUGAAGUGGAGCUCUGGGCCUCAAUCUGUGUCUGGUCCCUCCUCUCGGGACCAGGGGCUGCUGCACCCCACCUCACCCCUGCCGGGACACACUGUGGCUGGGAGAGCUGAUAGGGAAACUCUCUCUCUUCCUGAGGAAGCACCAAACAAUAGAGCGGAUACAUCUGUGGUUGCUCACCUCACUGAUGGUCCCAUGUCUGCCAAAGAGAGAACACACCCCUAUUUUCAUACACAGCAUACACUCAGUACAGAAACACCCUAUCACACAGAAAACACAGAAACAAACUCUAGCGACGAGCCCCCUAAAACCCAGAUGGCAUACACGCUGACAGAUUCUAGAGCCAGUAACUCCAAAACCAUGCUUGGCACAGAAACGCGCAAAUAUACUCAGAUGUCUAAACACACAGACAAACAUACAACUACACAAGCUCAUUCCACUGUGUCCAGCUCCAGUGUGCUUCCUCUCACCUCCUCUGUCCCUGACCUAUCUCCAUUGACAACUAGGGAGAGUGAUACCAUCCUAAUCCCACGCAGUGGAGCUGUUAGUGGGUCACCCGUAGAGAAGCAGCCCCAUGCCUGGAGGAGCCUGCGAAGUACAGACAGACUUAACUCUGAUCUGACAUCCGCCAUCACCCAUGACCCUUCAAAAUCACCUCAGUGGGAUGACUCAAGCAGUGCACACACUGAUACUGAAUCCACUGCAUCAUCAGAGAGCCCCAGCAGGACACAUUCAUCCACCUCCCACAUACCAGAGUUUGACGCUGCCGUUGGAACUGUGGUAGCAGCAUCAUCUCAUCCAAACAGUGGUCAAAGCAACUCAUAUGUAUCAGAUGUUGCCAGUCAAACAGCGCCAUUUGAAUCCACUGCAGAGUUUGAUAACACAGUGAAGUUUCAGACUCUCAUGUCUGAACUGGAUUCAGCUUCACAGACUCAAACAAAUGCUCCACAGAGCAAAGAGAGCUUCACACACUCGCCACCUCAUUACACGUUGUCACCACUCACACAGCCAAGCACAUGCACCGGUGACAUUGGGAGACGUCCAGGACUUAGCUGA